This is a messenger RNA of Seminavis robusta, 1168 nucleotides long. Lineage: Eukaryota; Bacillariophyta; Bacillariophyceae; Naviculales; Naviculaceae. The record is from the annotation of a GenBank genome assembly.
AGCAGAAAGAAAGAUUGGGUUGUUGGAGGGUGCUUUCCAUUCUCUCUCACAAUUUGUAAUAGUCUCACCAAAUUCUUUGAAGAAACAAGAAAGAGGACUGUCUACUACUGUAUCUUCUAUCCAACCAUUUAUCUAUUUUAAUUAAUAAUCAGAUCUACCGGUAUCAAGAUGUGCAACAAUACCUCCUUGUCAAGCUUUUUGGAUGGCGUUAGUUUUGUGGAUGAAAGUUGCGGAAUGGAAUUGGAAGUAAUGGAUUUUGAAAGUGAAUUUUUGGCGGGUGUGGACGCCAUGUUGGACACUUCCAUGUCAAUGGCCAUGGACACAAUGGACAACUCUGAAUUGGCUGUCAAGACAGAUCCUUUGCCUCCUCUGUCUUUGGCUGUCAACAUGGAACACGAAGAUCUGGAUGCUCUCUUGUCUCCUCCCUCCGAUGCUACGUCUUCUUCUACCAACCACUUUGGAACAACUAUCACUGCCAACAGUACUGCCAAUACCUACAACCAGUAUCCUGGUUCCUUGGAGAACCUGGCUCACUGCAUGAGGACCAGUGAAAUGGCCUUGGCUCAGAUGCAGAAGAAUUUGCAGGUCAGUCAAUCUCAAUCUCACAAUUUGGCAGUAUUCUCCAAAGCCAACCACUUCUUCACUGGAAGCAGAGCCACCAUCACUCCUGAACUGGAACUCUCGAGGCAAAAAGUCUGGAGUCUCAUACACCAACACCACCAUCAGCAGCAGCAACACCAUGUCUACACCCACAAGGCUCCUGCCACUGCUGCUGCCUAAUUCCUAACCACCUUCAGUAUCAGUACCUGAUCCUGAUCUGAAGGUGUUUCUGUUCUGUUUCAUCUAAUCUACCUGCCUGCCAACCACAAACCACAAACUACAAAUACCUAUCUAUUUGGCACACCAUUCUGUUGGUGUGUGAUGGUAUCAUUAUUAAUAUCAUUAUUCUGCUCUUUCCUUUCCUUUCCUUUCCUUUCCAAGGAAACAGUCAAACAAACAAAAAAGACUACCAACGUAUCAAACGAUGACCCAACCAAGACCACGCGGGUGUCCUCUUUUUUCUUUUGAAUCUUCUUACGAUUACCAAUCUAUCUACCUUUAACUUACUUACGAUAUUCCCACAAAAAUAAUAAUCCAGUCUCUUUUAAUAAAAAUCUCCCCAUGAUAC